AUGAUGCAAAUGCAGAGUCGGACAAGUGAAGUAGCCAACCAGAGUGAAGAUCUGCGGAGAUUGCUUAAAGAGAAGGAGGAUUCACACAAAACGUUGAGUGAGGAACAUACACUAGUUGGAGGCUUUUUUCGUAAGUGCAAGGAAAGCCUUGAGCGGGCAGAAACUAAGACGAAAGAAAUGGAAGCUGAGUUCCGCUCAAAAUUCCAUUCAAGGGACCAGAUGGUGGCUGAUUUGGAAGAAAUGGUUGAAGAUUUGAAGAGAGAUCAAGAAUUAAAAGAAGAAGAAAUCAGUUCCUUAACUGAGAAUGUACGAAAUAUCGAGGUUAAGCUCCGUCUCUCAAACCAGAAGCUUAGGGUCACAGAGCAAUUGCUGACUGAGAAGGAAGAGAGCUUCAGGAAAGCCGAAGCAAAAUUCCAACAAGAACAGAGGGCUCUUGAAGAAAGGGUUGCGGCCUUGUCUGAAACAAUUGCCUCAAACAACGAAGCCUAUCAGAAAAUGAUUACAGAAGUCUCCAAAGAAGUAAACAGCAGCUUGAUUGCAUGGGAAGCUGUUGUCCAGAAAUUCGACACAGAAUAUGACAACUACAGAAACUGCAUUUUGGAAGUCUACAAUGACUUGAACAUUGUGAAGAGCUGGGUAAGAGAUGCGAAUGACGCGAAACGUCAACUAGGGGAGGAAGUUCGUGAAUUAGCGGAGCAUCUGAAGGUUAAGAAAGAACGGGAGUCGUUCCUGACAGAUCAGCUCGAGAAGUUAAAGGUGCAAGCCAGCGAGGAACAAGCCGAAAAGGGAAACUGA
Molecule: messenger RNA, 795 nt
Organism: Eucalyptus grandis
Lineage: Eukaryota; Viridiplantae; Streptophyta; Magnoliopsida; Myrtales; Myrtaceae
Product: COP1-interactive protein 1-like
Exons: 1
Coding region: 1-795 (264 amino acids)
Source: RefSeq, a predicted model, not a curated record